AUGUUCGAGCGCUCCCUCUCCGCCCUCAUCAAGGGCUUGCGCUCGCAUCGUGGCAAGGAUGAGCCCAAGUAUGUCGCGCAGGUCAUGGACGAGAUCCGCCACGAAGUGCGCUCCGGCGACCUCGAGGUCAAGGCCGAGGCGGUGCUCAAGCUCACUUACCUCCAGAUGCUCGGCUAUCCCUUCUCCGGCGCCAACUUCCACAUGCUCGAGACCAUGGCCUCGAGCAAGUACCACCACAAGCACAUCGGCUACCUCGCCGCAGCACAGUGUUUCUCCGCCGACACCGACGUGCUCAUCCUCUCCACCAACAUGAUCAAGAAGGACUUGCAAGGCUCGAACCCUCUCGACGUCGCUGUCGCCCUCAAUGGUCUCGCACACAUCGCGACGCCCGACCUCGCGCGCCAUCUGGGACCCGACGUGAUCAAGCUUCUCACACACAGCAAACCGAUGAUCAGGAAGAAGGCCAUCCUCGUCCUCUAUGCACUCAUCAUCAAGUCGCCUGACCUCCUCGAGACCGGCUGGGAUCGAUUGCGCGAGAAGCUCGACGACCCAGACCUCAGCGUCGUCUCUGCUGCGGUCAAUAUCAUCUGCGAGCUGGCGCGCCGCGAUCCGCGACCGUUCUUGCCCUUGUCGCCGCAACUCUUCCGCCUGCUCACCACCUCCACCAACAACUGGAUGCUCAUCAAGAUCAUCAAGCUCUUUGGCUCGCUCACCCCGCUCGAGCCGCGCCUGGUCAAGAAGCUCGUACCGCCAAUAUCCACCAUCAUCUCCACCACCCCCGCCAUGAGCCUCCUCUACGAGUGCAUCCACACCAUCAUCAUCGGCGGCAUGCUCACACAGCCCGGCGGCGACGACCUCGCAGAGAUCUGCGUCGAGAAACUUGCCGCCUUCCUCACUGACUCGGACCAGAACCUCAAGUACAUCGCUCUGCUUGCUCUGGUCAAGAUCCUGCCAAGCCAUCCGCAUUUGGUCGCACAGCACCAGGACGUCAUCUUUGAGUCGAUCGAGGAUCCGGAUCUUUCCAUCCGUCUGCGUGCCCUCGAGCUCGUUUCCGGCAUGGCCGUCAGUCGCAACCUCGAAAGUAUCGUCGGACAGCUACUCUCGCAUCUCACGCCGCCCUCUCCGGCCAACGCCUCGGCCGCCGCCGACGCAACGGGUGCUGCUGCUGCUGCGCUCAGAGCGAGUCUCGCCAGCGGCGGGGCAGCAACGGAUGCAGACCCUACCUCUAGCUCGCUCGCUGCCAUCACGUCGGCCUACAAUCCGACGCUGUCGCCCUCGUAUCGCCUCGAGAUCGUGCAGCGCAUCCUCGCGCUCGGCAGCUACGACACGUAUGCCAACGUCGUCGACUUCUCGUGGUACAUCGACACGCUCCUGCACCUCGCCACCGUGCCCAACCUUCCCGACGGCAACGAUGUCGGCGCGCGCAUCCGCGACCAGCUCAUCGACGUGACCGCGAGGGUGCGCGCCAUCCGUCCGCACGCCACGCGCGUCAUGGCGGCCCUGCUGCGAGACGGGCGACUGCUUCCGUCAUCUGACUGGUCCGCUGCAUCGGCAGUGCGAAAGCAUGCAGCAUCCAGCACAGCAGGCACGGGCGAUGACAUGCGCGAGACCCGCAAGGUGCUUCAUGCAGCAGCGUGGAUUCUGGGCGACACCAUCCCUCUGCUGCUCACGCCGGCGCUGUACGACGCCUCUGUCUGCGACGCCUCCACGUCGGCGGCGUGCGUUCAUGGUGCAGUCAAGAUAUUCGCCUUCUGGGCCUCGUCCAUCUCCUCGCGCUGGGCAGACGACGGCAGAAAACCGCAGGUCGACUUUGACGACAUCGCCGUCGUCACCAAGCAGGUCGUGGCGCGCUUGGAGGCGGUGCAGACCAUGACCGUGGACGCCGAGGUGCAGGAACGCACCGUCGAGUACCGCCAGCUCUUUCGCCUUAUCGAAAAGGACCUCGAGGCCCAUGCACUCACUUCGGCUGGGGCCGACAAGGCCGCAGAGGCAGAGGAUCUUGUGUCCGAAGAAAAGCCGCAAGUCGCACACCCGCCGCGCAGUCUCGAUCUUUUGUCGCCGCUGUUCUUCAAUCAUGCGCUCGGACCGCUUGGAGCCAAUGCACAGGCGCGAGUCGCUGCGCCUUUCGAUGUGGACCUGUACGCGUGGAUCGUCAAUCCGGACGCCUACGUCGUUCUGGACGGCAUCGACCUGGCUGCGCAUGCGGACUUUGACGAGGAGCCCACACCCGAGGCUUCAGCAGCUCCGGAACCGGCCAAGCCGUCGGCCAAGGAGUCCAAGGCGCAGCGCGAGGCCCGACUGCAGCGGCAGCGAGACGACCCCUUCUACAUUGUCGAUUCCGCGCGCCAGCCCUCCACAGCUGCUGGCAAGGGCGGUGAGAGGAACGAUGAUAUGGAUGACAUCCCGAUCGUGCGCCUCGACAGUCUGAUGGACGCGGCGCCCGCACCGGCCAAGCUGCAGCCGCGCGUGCUCGAGGCAGAGGAGAUGCCCGCCGACGUGCCUAAGCCCAAGCCCAAGCCCAAGCCCAAGAAAAAGGCUGCCAAAUCCGCAGCGGCCCCGGCAGACGCAGCGGACGACGACGGCGCUGCGACUCCAACCAAGGUAGUGCGCGUGAAGAAGAAGAAGGCAGCCAGCAAACCCACGGCGUCCCAGGUUACCAUUGACUAG
Moesziomyces aphidis is the source of this 2667-nucleotide messenger RNA. The record is from the annotation of a GenBank genome assembly. Lineage: Eukaryota; Fungi; Basidiomycota; Ustilaginomycetes; Ustilaginales; Ustilaginaceae.